CAGAUGCACCCGGCUGCUGUCUGUUGUAGCAACCGAAUGCGACACCGGAGUGUGCUCAAUUUAUUUUUCAUUUCAGCUUAGAAGAAAGAUGUUUAAAGAAUAGUUAGAGUUUUAAAACGUUAAAAAAAGCGUAAUCAUUACUUUAAUGUAUUUAUUGAAUUUUAGUUGCGUUGUAAUAUCGCGACAACCAGCAGAGAAAAUUGUGAUAUCUUUGAAUUCCAAACGUUUGGCUCUUUGGGAAAAAAAUAUCUAAAUUUCUCGCAUUUUAAGAGUUUCUGGGAACCAAAAAAUAACAUGUCGUCCAUCAGCAGUCUGGUUCCUGCGCGGUUUCUCACCAUCAUAGCUCACCUUGUCAUAGUCAUCACAAUCUUCUGGUCCAGGGAUAAUAACGUGAAAGCAUGUCUACCUUUGGAGUUUACUCAGGAGCAGUAUGACACAGAAGACAGAAAGUUGGUUGUAGCUUUGUCAGUCACUCUUGGUCUGUUUGCUGUCGAGCUGGCAGGCUUCUUUUCAGGAGUCUCCAUGUUCAAUUCCAGCCAAGGUCUUCUGUCAACAGGAGCCCAUGCCAGUGCCUCUGUGGCCCUAUUGUUCUUUCUGUUUGAGCAGUGGGAGUGUGACAUCUACUGGUGGAUCUUUGCUAUUUGCAGUGUCUUGCCGGCUUUUGUGGAGAUUCUUCUGUUUAUUGCAGUUUUUGGACUGAAGAAAAAGCCGUUAUGAAGACGAGUUGCAGCAUAUGUUGAUUCACAUUGAAUGGAUGAACGUUUGCAUUUGUUGCUGCAACAAAGAAGCUACAGAAAUGUAGUCAUUAGAUUUCUUUAAAAAAGGGCGAACAUUGUUAGACGUUCUUCAGUAGACCCAGAGAACCUGUUUUUUUAUGUUUGUAUUUUUGUUCUCUUUUUAUACAUAUUUUUACUUAAGAAGUUAAAAGGCGUAUAUUUAUAGUAUGCUGUUCGUUUUGAAUAGUUACCAAAAAGUUUUUCUAAAAUUAAAAUAAAAAUGUUGUUAGUAGUCUAUUUGUUUGUCAUGUAAAACUUUUUAAUGCUAAAUCCUAAAUACAUUUAUACUUUUUUAAA
Oryzias melastigma (Indian medaka) is the source of this 1073-nucleotide messenger RNA. Its product is annotated as transmembrane protein 107. The coding region runs from base 295 to 717 and encodes 140 amino acids. NCBI's taxonomy places the organism in Eukaryota, Metazoa, Chordata, Actinopteri, Beloniformes, Adrianichthyidae. The record is from RefSeq and is a predicted model, not a curated record. Gene Ontology annotation, cellular component: MKS complex. The transcript is spliced from 5 exons. Gene Ontology annotation, biological process: non-motile cilium assembly; protein localization to ciliary transition zone.